AAUAACGCCUCUCAUCUUCUAAAUGCAGUUUCAACACUUACAGCAGCCUUUGAACCUGACCUCUUGUAGUCGUAAAUCUCAACCAACCAAGCGAUAUGGGAGAGCGCGUCGUUGUAAUUACAAGCUGUUCAACAGGAAUUGGUCUGUCGACUGCAGUUCAACUGGCGAAGAGCGAGGCAAAAAAAUACAUAGUCUACGCUACGAUGCGCAAUCUUGCAAAGAAAGGACCCUUGGUUGAGAAGGCUGGCGAUACUCUUAACAAGAACUUGUUUAUCAUUGAGAUGGACGUGAAAAGUGAGUCGUCUGUUAAAGCAGCAGUUAAGAAGGUCUUCAAUGCUCGUGGAAGAAUUGAUGUCCUCGUCAACAAUGCUGGUGUUGGUAUGGUGGGGGCUCUAGAGUGCCAAAGUAUGGACAGCAUCAAGAAUAUUUAUGAAACUAAUGUUUAUGGUGUGAUUCACUGCAUCAAGGCAGUGUUGCCAUCUAUGAAAAAGAAGGAAAGUGGCCAAAUAAUUACAGUCAGUUCUGGGGCCGGAAGAUUUGGUGUGCCAUUGUGUGCUGCCUAUUGUUCAUCAAAGCAUGCUAUCUCUGGUCUGACAGAAUCUUUGGCACCUACUCUCAAACAAUUCAACAUCAAUAUAUCAGUGGUUGAGCCUGGCCCUGUGUCUACAGAGUUUACCAACACCGUGAGAAGCAUUGGUUUUAGUGGAAUUGAAGAUGGAGACGAGAAAACAAAAAAGUUAGUGGAGAGCUUCACUUCAUCUAUGGAUAAGAUUGUUACAAAGGCUCAAAAAGGUGAAGAAGUUGCCGAGUGUAUUCAGAAAGUUGUUGAAACCGAGAUUCCUAACGUUUAUUACACCACAAGUCCUGCAUUGGAUGCAAUGACUGCGAAAAAAUAUGUUGAUAUUACUGGAAACUCUUUCCUUACAUCCUUUCCACAAUACCUUAAGUAAUUUCAACUUUUUCUACGAUCUAGAACUCUAUGAGAGAGUGAUUAAGAAAUGGUGUGAUUAUUUGAAAACUCAAUUAAUGAAACUGUACGUUUGUACGCUCGGAA
Messenger RNA from Xenia sp. Carnegie-2017, 1054 nucleotides. Its product is annotated as retinol dehydrogenase 8-like. The record is from RefSeq and is a predicted model, not a curated record. The transcript is spliced from 3 exons. Gene Ontology annotation, molecular function: oxidoreductase activity. The coding region runs from base 96 to 950 and encodes 284 amino acids. NCBI's taxonomy places the organism in Eukaryota, Metazoa, Cnidaria, Anthozoa, Malacalcyonacea, Xeniidae.